AAUCAAUGAUGUACUCAAGUGGGUUUAGAAGUAUGUGAGAGAGAGAGAGCGAGAGAAGAGAGCGAGGCUGAGAAACAGAGCAAUGGAGAGUGAGUAUUGAGUCUAGUGACAAAACCGCCCUUGGCCUCUGUUCUCUUCGUCCACCCAUACCUCUCCCUCUCUCCUCCCUAGAAAAAGAAACCCUAGAAGCUGAUCUCAGUUCACACUGAGUAAACACUGAACAGAGGCUCAUAUUCAGAGUAUGCAAUUACUCUGUAUUUCUCCAUCUUCCUUUUUCUUUUGUAGCUCUGCUGAGGAAUUCUGAAAACCCAGGAAAGUUCUCUUUCGAAGGACUACUUUAGCAGCUACUUUAGCAGCUGAGCUCAUAAUUCCAAAGCUACUUCCUUUUUUUUCUUUGGUCUCUGUUUUGGGGGCAUCUGUAACACAUGUAUUUGGGUUUGUUGGUCUGUCAAUGAGUUGGGUUUCUGUGGAUUCCUUUGGGGACAAUGGGGUGCAUGGUCUCGCGUCUGGCAGCGAAAUUCGCAUUCUUUCCACCGAGGCCUGCGACUUAUCAGGUGAAGAGGCGAGAAGGGGAUGGGAAGGUGGUGGUGAUCUCUUCUUCUUCUUCUUCCGCUGCUUCUUUGUCAGUCCCUCAAGAUGAUGGUUCGCUUGAUGUUUGGUUGCUUGACACCAAGCGUGGUAACAAGAUCGUAGCUUUCUACCUGAGGAAUCCUUAUGCUCGUCUCACUCUGCUUUACUCUCAUGGCAAUGCUGCUGAUCUUGGCCAGCUCUAUGAUCUCUUUGUGCAGCUUAAGAUCAAUCUUAGGAUUAAUCUCAUGGGAUAUGACUAUUCUGGUUUUGGAGCUUCAACUGGUAAGCCUAGUGAAUUUGACACUUAUGCAGACAUUGAAGCAGUAUAUCAGUGUCUUGAGACUGAGUAUGGAGUUAGCCAGGAAGACUUGAUUUUGUAUGGGCAAUCAGUUGGAAGUGGGCCCACAUUGUACUUGGCAGCUCGGUUGCCACGGCUGAGAGGUGUUGUUCUUCAUAGUGCCAUACUUUCUGGACUUCGUGUGCUCUGUCAUGUGAAGUUCACACUCUGCUGUGACAUUUAUAAGAACAUUAACAAAAUUCAGAAGGUGAAGUGCCCGGUGCUUGUGAUUCAUAGAUGGACUCUUGCACUUUUGGUACAUGUUUCUCCUCCGGGUCUAAACAUGUACUAGUGGAGCAGGUAUGGUUAUUUCUUCACACAAGUAAAGAUUCUUUCCAUUUUCUGUUAAUCCUCAAGGUUUGUAUCCUAUAUGGGAGCAGCUGAUAAGUGGUCCGACUAAUGGGCAUUGGCUAUGAGAUUGUAGCCGGGAAAUGAUCCUAGUCUAAAAGCUGUCCAGUCAACUGCAUUCUUUGGAUAGUAAGUAAAUUAGAUGGUAGUGUAGCAGGCUGUCAUUUCUCUUAUUAUUGAAUGUUCCAAUGCAAUAUAUCUUCAUCUCCUAUGUGGUAAUCAGAGAUCCAAAUUGAUGCUCUGUUGCGCGUCGCACAUAUGCAUGAUAAAGAUAUAUAGUCUUUCGGCUUGUUAGUGUUUCAUCAAAUGUUCCUUGUAAAUUAGAUGUUAGUCUCACAUAUUUAGUAUAUCAGGCCAAAGGUUAGGCAUAUUUUGAUGCAACUUGAUUGAAAUGAAUUAAUGAAAUGGCUCUUCCCAAGUCCCAAAUGUGACACUUAUUGGAUUGUCUAGAGACAGGUACUAUUGUGUUUUAUCAUGUCUUCAAAGUUACAACUAAAUCACUUUCUCUCUAUGAGGUGCUUCAUGUUUAUCUUUAUUAUCUUCACCUUUUGAUUUUAAGAGCUAACACGUGUGCAUGCCCGCCCACCAAACGUGGACAUAUACACACAUGAUCAUUUUGCUAAGACGUAAGUAAGGAUCUGGAUUGACAGAAGUUAGUUCAUGUUCAGGUGUCACCUAAGCGUCUAGGUGCCUUGGUCGCCUUGCAUGUAGGCGUGCCUUGGAUGUCUUGUUUGUGUUGCCUUGUGUCUAGGGCCCCCUCCAAUGCCUUUGGUCGAUGCCGUGACAACUAUGUACCAAAUUCAUGUGAAACAACCGUGUGGCAUAAAUUUUCCUUUUUCUUCCUCUAAACACAGACUGGGUGUAGCUUGGGAUCCUCUUCCUAAAACAUGUGAGAAAUUUUACCCAUAGUGAGACAAAUAAGUUGAUUGUCCUAAAUUGCCCCCCCCCCCACCUUUACUUCUUUUUUUUUUUUUUUGGGGGUUAAUCUUCCCCCUUUGUUCUUUUUUCUAGGGAAGAAGUUGCUUUGUCAUUUGGGGAGGGGGGGCUAGUGCGGAGAAAUUGAUGAGUAAUCAGGCAUACUUGGUAGAAAAACAAAACUGUCUAUGGUUUCAAUUGAUCCUGAUUUGGUCCAAUUCUGAUUCAAUGUUUUAUAUGAUUGACAUUAUAGUAUCAAUUUUUUCUGUGGCGCAGCCGUGCUUGCUACAUGGCCCAAAAUCAUGUGGGUCAACAUAAUUGUCUGUUUGCUCAUCUGUUCUGAGAGAUUUCAUUGGCCCAAUCUUACAGUACUGUUUGUGAUGGUUCUGUAAUUGGUUGAACCACUCAGCCUGUGAACUGUUGGUUGAGAAGGGUGAUGGCCUGACCAAAGUUGGUUGGGUGAUGGAUUGUCUUGGUGGUGGACGUAAUAGAUUUAGGAUACUUUGGCUUGAUUGGUCCAUAUGGUAUGUCAGGUGGACAGCCGGUACUUUAUUACAGUCUGUCGUUAUAAGCUUAUAGCUGAUCUGUAGUGGUGCAUCAGUUUGCAUCAGACACUUAUUAUAAUUAGCUACAACCCGGCAAUAUUUUUGCAUGGAUAUUUGUGCUCAUCCUUGCUUGGAAUCUACAUGUAGCUGACCUGAUUAAGUUGGGUUAAGGUUUUGGAUGUUGUUGUUGGCCUAUUUAGUUAAAGUUAACUGCUUAGCUAUAUUUACUUGACCUAGAAACAUAGCUCAUCUCUGUGUGAACCAUACGUACCAAAUGCCACCACUGGAGUUUAUCAUUGGCAUGCCACAAUAAAAUACCUGGGCAAUUAAUGGUCUUUCAAAUUUAAAUUUUAAGCAUACAGGAAAUUCUACUUCUAGAUUCUCCUUUACACAGCAAACUUUUGAGCAAAAAUGUGUUUUGGAAUCUCUGAGUGUUUCUCUAGUCUUAAAUGAAUAAAUCUUCUCAAACUUGUCUAUCUCAUUUUCGGAAUGCAAAUUUUUUGGUCUAUUGUAGAUCUUGAAGUUUGGUAGGUUAACAUUUUACAGGGUACAGAAGAUGAUGUAGUGAAUUGGUUACAUGGAAAUGGUUUGUGGCAUUUGGCAAGGGAGCCGUAUGAGCCAUUAUGGAUCAAGGGAGGUGGACAUUGCAAUUUGGAGCUCUGCCCUGAUUACAUUCGGCAUCUGUGCA
Molecule: messenger RNA, 3403 nt
Organism: Macadamia integrifolia
Lineage: Eukaryota; Viridiplantae; Streptophyta; Magnoliopsida; Proteales; Proteaceae
Product: alpha/beta hydrolase domain-containing protein 17C-like
Exons: 5
Coding region: 486-1199 (237 amino acids)
Source: RefSeq, a predicted model, not a curated record